Styela clava is the source of this 926-nucleotide messenger RNA. RefSeq lists its product as uncharacterized. Gene Ontology annotation, biological process: intracellular transport. Gene Ontology annotation, cellular component: transport vesicle; BLOC-1 complex. NCBI's taxonomy places the organism in Eukaryota, Metazoa, Chordata, Ascidiacea, Stolidobranchia, Styelidae. The record is from RefSeq and is a predicted model, not a curated record.
UGCAUUUAUGAAUAAUACAACUAUAAUAGCCUAUUUGUGAUCAAUCCAGUCUUUAUAUAUUGCAGGUUAAUGGUAUAAAACAAUCCAUUUUGGUUGGGAAGUAACCUAAAUAAUUUGCGAGAUAGUUACACAAAAUGGAUUUAACUUCACAAGAUGAAAAUUGUGAUGGCUAUGAGUCGCCAUCUAGUGGAAGUGGGAAAGAUUUGAAAAAUGUUGAAAAAAUCCCAUCUUCACACGAACUGCUUUCUGAUGGAUUUAUGAAUCAAAUUUUGCCAAAAAUCAGGAAUAUAAAGAACAAGAUUGAAGAAGUUACUAAAAACCAAAAUGUGAUGAUCGAAAGUUUGCAAAAAGAAAAUGAAAAAGUUGAAGAGUGGAACGCGCAUAAUGAGGUUUCAACAUACAUGGCUGAGGUAAAGCAUUACCAUUCCAAAUUGCUGAAGAUCCGUAAAGAAAUGGUAAAACUGUCUGAAAAAAGUGCAAAAUUAAAACAAAGGUCCGUCAAACUUGAUCAAAUAAAACAGAAAGAAGAUUUGAAACAAAAAGAAAUAAAAGAAAAACAGAAACAAGAAGAAUUAAGCUUGACAGCUAAGCCAGCUACUUUGCCACCCGAGCAGAGUUGAGAUCGGGUUUUCAUAUUUAUAUUGGGGACAGGAAAGAUGAUAAGACAGCUUAAUCAUAUGACAAACCAUGGCCUUCUGGUUAACCCGGUUAUCAACCCUUGUUGAAUAUUAGAAUUGUUGAGCAGGUAUUUGUGUGGGAGAAGAAUCCACUGUAACCGUCCUGCUGUACAGGAACCAUUCAAUGGCAAUGAGAAGUCCAGCAAUUAUCUCACUUUGUUACUUAUCGAUCUUAAGAUUGAUAAGUAUGUUGAUAAGUAUUUGUCUGUCCGUUUGUCUGUUAGACGAACACGAUAUCUCACGAAGGCG